AUGAAAACAGCCGUCGUGCUUGGGCUUCUGGCGCCCUUCGCCUUCGGAAAUUAUCUUUUUCGAAGCAUCACAGUAAACCGUGGGCGUUCGGCCGACUGGGAAUUCGUUCGUGAGACCGCCAACAAUCCCGUCAGUAACCCCAUCGAAGACGUCAGCUCACCACUCCUGGGCUGCUAUGAGAAAGUGGGGCGCCCAGUCUCGGAUGUGCAGACUGUUGCACCGGGCACUCGCAUCAGAUUUCCCUCCAGCGCUCCGAUCGGGCACCCCGGUCCAGUGCUUUUCUAUCUGGCUCGGGUGCCGGAUGGCCAGGAUGUCAUCUCCUGGACGCCCACCGGUAAUGUCUGGUUCAAGGUGGAUCAGUACGGUAACACGCCCGGAAUGAAUAGUCAGUUCGCUGUCGAGAUGACCGAGAUCUCCACGAUAAUCCCAGCAAGCCUCCGCCCUGGCAACUACCUUCUCCGCGCUGAGCACAUUGCACUCCACUCCUAUCAGAAGCCUCAGUUCUCCCUCGCUUGUGCGCAGCUUCAAGUCACUGGCUCCGGCACUGAUUUCCCGGAAUCAUUUGUCUCCUUCCCAGGGGCAUACAAGGCUGAUGAUGCUGGUCUGUUAUUCGACAUCUACACGAGCACAACCAAGUCGUACCCCUAUCCCGGCCCAGCCUCCCCCAGCCAACGGGUCCGGUGUGCGCACGCUUGUGGGCCCAGUGCGGCGGCCAAGGCUUUGUAG
Verticillium dahliae VdLs.17 is the source of this 726-nucleotide messenger RNA. RefSeq lists its product as uncharacterized. The transcript is spliced from 3 exons. Bases 1 to 726 code for a protein of 241 amino acids. Lineage: Eukaryota; Fungi; Ascomycota; Sordariomycetes; Glomerellales; Plectosphaerellaceae. The record is from RefSeq and is a predicted model, not a curated record.